Messenger RNA from Ciona intestinalis (vase tunicate), 573 nucleotides. NCBI's taxonomy places the organism in Eukaryota, Metazoa, Chordata, Ascidiacea, Phlebobranchia, Cionidae. The record is from RefSeq and is a predicted model, not a curated record.
AUGGGAUUUUUUAGAAAAUUUGCAGAUAUCGGAAAGUUUCUUGGUAAGCAAGCCCAAGUAAAGGCAAAGAAACCAUUGCAGCAAUACAGGGCUAUAGAAAGGGCACAAAAAGUUAUUGAAGAACAUAAAACCAAUCCUAAACGAGCACCCAUGAAUUUACCAAACAGAAAAUUUACAGAAGAGGAAAUUGAAAGUUCAAAGAAAUAUUUAAAAGCUACUUUAGAAGUUGACGACAAGUUUAUUUCAAAACUAUCCCAAGUUAAAGUUACUUCGGAUGAUUCAGAUAUUUCCAAGUUUACUUCUGAUCAACACAGCCAUGAGAGACCUAAAGAGUUGACAGAAAAAUUACCAAUAAAAGGGAAAUUUCCCUUCCAGUCAAAUGAACCAACUGAAAUACCAAGAGGUUUGGCCGAAAUACAAACAUUGGUAGAUAUUCUUCAUAACCAUAAACUUGACCCAAAUGAUUGGACAGCUGAAGUUUUAUCUGAAAAAUUUAAGUUGCGAACAUCUGACGUUGCGGGUCUUUUAAAAUAUUCUGCUUUAAUUGAUCCACAAGACAAGGGAAAACUGUAA